AUGCUGUACUACUCUUUUUCUGAUACUGUCUUUAUUGCUAUAGUGUGGACUCUAUCUUUGUGUGGUUUUAUGAUAAAUGGAUUUCUACUAUUCAUGAUUGUAUUCAAAAGUCCGGCUCAUCUCUCGCCGUAUCGCAUUUUUCUUGCCAACACCGCCAUCACACAGCUAUUAGCCGACAUUGUCUACGUUUUGAUCUCGCCGAGGGUUCUCUCAGGAGGUCUUUACAUUGUGGUGAUUUAUCUAGGACCAAGCUAUUUACUCGGAAAAGAUGUCUGCCGUAUGCUUUAUGCUGCAAUGGUACACCUUUCUUUGAACGCUUUUCUGUCAUGGAUGAUUUCGAUGGUUUAUCGGUGCAUUAUACUGCUUGCGAGUGAAAUAAAGACAAGAACAGUAAUACUGAUGUGCUUGACCGCCUAUAUCAUCCCAGCGUCAAUUAUGGUGACGUCGGCAAAUCUUGAUACAUAUGAUAAUGCCACAGAAGCUGACAUACUAACUCAUCGUGCUAUACCGAACAUGCAAGACUACCCUCUUGUGGUGAUAUCACACAUUCUCCAGCCUGGUCUAUUUUACUCUAUUUCCUGUAGCACGGUUUUACUAAUUCCGAUCUAUCUAACAAUGUACGCAUGUCGCUGGAAGAUAUAUUCGGUAUUGAACAAUAAAGGUUAUUCUUCCCAGACGAAGCUCAGUGUUAAACAGCUUGUAAAGAGUUCGACAUUAACACUCGGUGCCCGUCCAGAGAAGAUUUUGAACCUCAAGCUGCGAGACUACUCCGUUUUUGAUGAUCGCGAAUCGCGUAAUAACUUCGUAUAG
Messenger RNA from Ostertagia ostertagi, 810 nucleotides. Lineage: Eukaryota; Metazoa; Nematoda; Chromadorea; Rhabditida; Trichostrongylidae. The record is from the annotation of a GenBank genome assembly.